AUGAACCUCCAGCUCACUUCACUUCGGAUAAAAUCAUUUUCCUUGCUUUCAAAGUCAUCUCUUGAAAGAUACGACUCUGGAGAUUUCGAAGCUGGAGGCUACAAAUGGAAACUCAGGCGGUUCCCAAAAGGAAACAAGAACAAAAAUGGGGAAGGGCAAAUCUCUCACUACUUGGUAAUGUCGGAGACAGACUCUCUCCCACCAGGUUGGGCGGCUGACGCCUUAUUUAGGCUAUUGGUGCUUGACCAAAUAAGGGACAACUUCCAUAUAUGGUUAGAUGCCAAUGGAAGAGCAAGAAGAUUCGGUGAAACAAAGAUUCAAUCUGAGUGCGACAGAUUCAUUACCCUUAAAGAGUUCAAUGACCCUACCAAGGGAUACUUGGUGGAUGAUACCUGUGUGUUUGGAGCUGAAGUUUUUGUCCACAGAUGCAGUGUUGUAGGCAAAGGGGAGUAUCUGUUGAUGACAACCGGACCCAGCAAUUGUAAUCUCAGAAAACAAUCAAUGAGCUACUUGGUGAAAGAUCUCCGCAUCAUUGAAGCACACUUUCUACUCAUUGGAACAAUUGAGAAACAGGACCCGGAAUCAGAAUGA
This is a messenger RNA of Macadamia integrifolia, 591 nucleotides long. RefSeq names its product ubiquitin C-terminal hydrolase 12-like. Gene Ontology annotation, molecular function: protein binding. The transcript has 3 exons. The record is from RefSeq and is a predicted model, not a curated record. Lineage: Eukaryota; Viridiplantae; Streptophyta; Magnoliopsida; Proteales; Proteaceae. The coding region runs from base 1 to 591 and encodes 196 amino acids.